Molecule: messenger RNA, 3009 nt
Organism: Closterium sp. NIES-67
Lineage: Eukaryota; Viridiplantae; Streptophyta; Zygnematophyceae; Desmidiales; Closteriaceae
Source: the annotation of a GenBank genome assembly
GCAGUCAUGUCGAGAGUGGAAUUCGGCACGGCCUAUUGAGAAGUCCCUACGGCUUUUCCGACGUAUAUGCGUGUUACAGAUUUCCGGCGCUGUAGAGCGGCACUUUAUAACGGUCUGACGUCGAGGACUCUCGACGAGGCAAGCCCUCCACUCGUGAAAGACGGAUGCAGAGAAUCUCGCAUCAUGACGUACGUUAGUAUGAAGGAAAGCAAGCACGAUUCGCGGCUCGGAGGGAGCGAGGCAGUGGGAGCGACUUGGCAAAUAACUGGCGGCGCGACGAGGCGAUGGGGGGGAGGGCGCAGGGCGGGCCCCGUGCCGCUGUACUCUUGCGGGUUACGCGACACGUGGCAGCGCGAGAGUGGUCGGCGCGCGCCGGUUUCGUUUGCCCGCGCCGCAGCCGGCUCGCAUCCCCUUGUCUCCCGUCUCGCGCUCACCUCAGUGCUCGCCUCGCACCACGGCUGUGUGAACACCGUCGCCUUCACCCCCUCGGGCCAGCGCCUGCUGUCGGGCUCGGACGACCAGCGCAUCGUGCUGUGGGACUGGGCCAAGGGCGCGGAGGUGCUCAAGUGGCGGUCGGGCCAUGGCAACAACGUGUUCCAGGCGCGCGCGCUGCCGUGCAGCAACGAGCGAACGGUGGUCACUUGCGCCGCGGAUGGGCAGGUGCGCGUGAGUCUGCUGUCGGAGAGUGCAUCAGUCACCACGCGGCGCUUGGCGCGGCACCGGGGCCGGGCGCACAAGCUGGCGGUGCUGGCAGACUCGCCCUUCUGCUUCCUCAGCUGUGGGGAAGAUGGGUUGGUGCUGCAUUUUGACCUGCGAGCGCGUCACCCGAGCACGCGCGUCCUCACCGUGCACUGCGCGCACCGCAUGCGCGCGGCUCAGCCGCUGGGGCUCAACGCUGUUGCUGCCAACCCCGCCCGCCCGCACCUCUUUGCUCUUGGGGGGGCGGAUGAGUUCGCCCGAGUCUACGACUUGAGACGGUGCAUGGCCCGAGCGCCCUCUCCUGCCCCUGACUCCCGCGCCUUUCCCGUGGAGACGUUUGCCCCGCCGCACCUUGUCAAGACCAAUCGCGAUCGCCUGCGCCCACCUGUACACAUCACCUGUGUCGCGUAUUCCCCCCACGACGAGCUACUAGCCUCGUACAACGACGAGCUGAUCUACCUAUAUCACCCGCACCACUCCCUAGGCCCCGACCCCCUCUCCCUGCCCGCUGCUAGGCGCAGCAGGGGCUUCCAGGUUUUGAGUAGCGCUAGCAGCGGUGGCACCGGCGGGAGCAAGAGCAAGGGCAGUGGCAGGAGGCGCGUAAUGGGUAGCAGUGAGGGCGAUUGGGGUGUUUGGGACAGGAGCAGCAGAGGGGAAAGCAGCAGCAGCGGGGAUGGGAGGUUGGACGGUGGUGGGGUAGGUGGCGGUGGUGGUGGUAAUGGUGAUGGUGGUGGUGCUGCUGCUGCUCCUGCUGCUCCUGGCGAUGGUUCAACUGCCAUUACUCAUCGUCGCCUUACGUGGCUGCAACGCACCUUUCACUCUCCUUCAGCGGGUGGUUCCGCCACUGCUGCCGCUACUCCAUCUGGUGCUGCCGGUGCUGCUGCUAAUGCUAGUGCUUCUGGUAAUGCUGCUGCUGUUGGUGAGACUGCCGGCAGGGACGGAAGGGGGGAGGGGGGAGGGCGGUGCAGCAAAGAACAGGAGGAUGGAGGAGCGAGAGAUAUGGAGGAUGAGAGGAGAAGAGAAGAGGGAGAAACUGCAGUAGAGGUUCCAGAAAGGUCUAGUAGAGGUAGGUCUGGUGAAGGCAGGUCCGGUGAAGGCAGGUCCGGUGAAGGCACGUCCGGUGAAGAGAGAUACAGAAUGGAAGUAGAUGCAAUAGGAUAUGUGUCAGGAAUGAUGCGGGGAAGCAGAGAUGGUGCUAGGGGGGUUGAUGAAAGAGGGAGUGAGAGGGGUGGUAGAGGGGAUGACAGGGGAGAAGGGGAGGAGCAGAUGGAGGAGGUGGGUAGGGAGGGGCAGGAAGCAGAGCAGGGGGGGGAGCAGGAAGAGGAGGAGGAGGAUGAGGAAGGAGUGAUAGCGUACGGGGACAGGAUAGAGGUGUAUUCGGGGCACCGCAAUGAGAAGACGGUGAAGGGAGUGGCCUUCUUUGGGCUGCGCUGCGAGUACGUGGUCAGCGGGUCCGACUGCGGCCAUGUGUUUGUGUGGAGGAAGGUCGGCGGGAGACUCGUGGCCAUGAUGCCGGGGGACGCACAUGUGGUCAACUGCCUAGAGCCCCACCCAUCAGCCACCAUUCUGGCCACCAGUGGCAUCGAAUCAACGGUCAAGAUCUGGGCUCCCACGGCCCAGGCCCCCAAGGGCCUGCCGUCCAACGCGCAGCGGAUAAUGGAGUCGAACAAGCGGCGACGCGAGCAGCCCUUUGGCGUGCCGCGGAUGGCGGCAGAUGUGGAGGUCCCAAGGCUGCGCCUGCAGCGGCAGCACGGGCAGCUCAUGGGGCAGGACCGAGUGGCGACGUUUGGAAGCUUGCUGUCGCUUGCUGCUGCUGUGGGAAGGAGAAGAGAGGGGAGGGGGAGGGAGAGGGAGCGAGUUGGGGGGGGGAGGAGGGUUGUUGGUAACGGUGGUGGUGGUGGCGGUGGUGAUGGGAAUGAUGGCGGUAUUGGCAAUGGUGCGAGGAAUGGUGGUGGUAGUGACACAGAGCCUUCAGCUGCUGAGGAUGGUGGGGCAGAAGGGAGCUUGAGAGAGGCACUCAUUGCAGGACUUGGUGAACGGGCAGGCAUUCGCGACUUGUUUCCGUUUGAGGAGGAUUAUAGCGAGGAUGAGAGUGAGGAGUUAGAGGAGGGAGAGGUGAGGGAGGGGGAGGACGAUGAGGACGAGGAUGAUCGAGGCGGAGGGCAUAGGUGGUCUAGGGCAGGACGGCCGGAGUGUAGAGUGAGUUAGCUGUAGGAUGCAUGUGUGUACAGGGUUGACGGACUUUGGUGAGGGCAAAACAUCCUUUGUUGUCUACCCAUUUUUUUUGUUUUGAAGACGAUGCAAAUACAA